Trypanosoma conorhini is the source of this 2046-nucleotide messenger RNA. Its product is annotated as zinc finger protein. The coding region runs from base 1 to 2046 and encodes 681 amino acids. Gene Ontology annotation, cellular component: cytoplasm. NCBI's taxonomy places the organism in Eukaryota, Euglenozoa, Kinetoplastea, Trypanosomatida, Trypanosomatidae. The record is from RefSeq and is a predicted model, not a curated record. The transcript has a single exon.
AUGACUUUUGAGUUUCAGCUGCAUGAACCGCCCUGCGACCUCGCGUUCCUUGCCGUUGUCAAUGGACCGGUCCUGUACAAUGCGGACGACGCCACAAGCGGGACAGUAAAGCGUGCAACGAUUCGUCAACUCGGCUGGCACGUGGUGCGGCUACCGGAGGAGUGGUUCUUCUCGGAGAAGUCACGCGCGAUGACGGAGAGGGUGUGUCACGCAAUGCAGUGCACCAUUCAAUACCUCGCCUACCGUCAGAGGGGUCUCGAGGCGGAGGUGGCGGAUGCGCGGGGAAGGGCGGAUGAAUUACGCGAGGAAAGAGAUGAGGUCUUUGAGGAACUCGUGGCGUUGCGGGAGGUGGCUGCACGGAUGCGGCGCCGCUGUGCACCGAACGGCCAGGAUGGGGUUGGCGCCGAGGCAGCCGCACCGCACCACCCCUUGCGCGUCGACAGUUCCGGACGCUCCUUCGCUUGCCCCUUGUGUGGAAAUGGCUACCCGUCCUCCUCGUCGCUGGAGUCGCACGUGAAGAAGCGCCACAACCGCGGAACACACUAUGCAGCAAUGACGGCAGCCGCGGCUGCGGUGCAGAACAAAAUAGUGAAGGAUAUGUCUUUGCCAAGCGACACAUUGAUACGAGAACUCGCGUGUUUAAGGGAAGAAGUGAUUACCCUUCGUGAGGCGAUGACGGUUGAGCAGGAGAAGAGACGGCUGGAAACGAAAUCCUCUUUUUUCUCACCUGUUAAUGUUCUCGCGGUACCGGCGCAGCAGCUUCCAGGCAAGCCACCCGGGGCCUCCCCUCCGUCAUCGAGGCACCAGGAGGAAAAACUAAUCGACGCACUGCAAGACGAAUUACGGGACAUGCGGUCUCGUGUGCAACACAUGGAGGGGAUGAUGUAUCACUCGACUAUGAAAUUGGGCGGCGGACGUGGGAGACGCUCAGGUGGGAUGGAGGAGGCUACGUCGGGGGAGGUGCGCCUAGCCUACGCCGACUCGUCUCCCCUGGGGCUGAAGCGUCCACCUUUGACUUCAUUUGCCUCCGCGAGCUCGGCCCACUCUUUCAACUGUUACCCCCCUCGUGUUCCCGCCACCCCUGACACGAUGCACGCCAAAGACUUCUCCAAGGAGCAAGCAGACGUUGUUCCACGCCAAACAGAAGCUUCGGAAUCCAAGAGUGCGCUAGCUGCGCCAGACUGUCGCAGUCCCACCUUUUUUACGGGAACUUCACCACAAUUGCCGCGGCUAAACCUCAAGCCUUCCUCUUCCCUGUCUAUGGUGGGGGAUGAUAAGACGUCAUCGGUUGCAGAACUCGAGCCGAAGCGCUCAGUAUCACCACAAGGGCAAGAGGAACGUGCAGUGCUGGGGGCGCAAGGCUCAGUGAUUACUAAGGCGGAGGAUACAGGCGAGUGUGCUGCAGUAAAAGACAAUGGGCCUUUAGAAGCAGCACCCUUUCUUCGUUCCGAUGGCUUGGAUCCUAGCAUUUUCAAUACUCCUAAUAUCGGUACCCUUAGUGGAAGUGGUUGCUGCUCGUCCCAGAAGAUGCCCAUGGACCAGACAGACUCUGCGAGCCAAGUGCGAGCAGAAGAAACAAACAGCGUAACGACGGAUGGACACAACGCAUCGGGGGGAGAAGAUAUCGAUGAGGUCACGGAGCAAAAGAAGCAAACGGAGUCCUUGUUUUCCUCUUCACGAGGUUCCUCGGGCAGCUCUGUGCUCAAUCCCGAUAGAUUAAUUGGCUUUCAAGAAGUUCCUAAUUGGACUCCACUCAACUCCUACGUCAGUUCCCCAGCAUCCACUGCGCAGCGGGAACCCCGAGAUGCAGGAGGGUCAGCACCGGGCUUUACUAUCAGCUCGUACGGCCCACGCAGCGGAAAGGACGUGAAGUCCGGCAUUGCAGUUACCGUUGGCGAGAAGCAGCGAAAGGAAGAAGAGAGUGUUGAGGAGAAGCGACCUGCCAUAGAUCGCAAAGAAGCACCAUUGAAGGCUGUUAGUUCUGAAAAGAGUAAAAAAGGGAAAUUGUCAUUCUUCUCCAAAAUCUUCAAGAAGCAUAAGAAGUGA